Messenger RNA from Periconia digitata, 1567 nucleotides. Lineage: Eukaryota; Fungi; Ascomycota; Dothideomycetes; Pleosporales; Periconiaceae. The record is from the annotation of a GenBank genome assembly.
UGAUUGUGCAUGUCCAAUGAACGCAUCGUCGCCUGCCCCUAACGAGGAAUCCACGAAUCCAAAUGGCCUCCAUGAAAAACUUGCAAAGCUACAGGCUGUAUCCGUUCCAACACCUGACCUUCUCGGUGACGACCCGGUAGAGAUCGACCAAGAUGCAGUGCGUCGUGUCGUUCGCAAGAUCGAUUUGUUUCUGAUGCCCGCCAUGGUUUGCGGGUACGGACUCGUGUACUACGACAAGGCUAUACUGGGCAGCGCAGUCCUGUUUGGCAUGACCAAGGACUUGCAACUGUCCGUCGUGAACACGAGCACCACGCCUCCGACUACUAGCACCUUGCGGUUGAGUUGGGCUACAUCGAUCUUCUAUUUUGGUCAGCUUAUAGGCUCUUACCCGAUGACGUAUCUACUCCAACGUUUCAAAGCGAAUCACAUCUUAGGACCAGCCGUACUAAUAUGGGCAAUCAUAUGUGCUGCUACGGCUGGAGUUCAAGACUGGAAAGGUCUGCUCGUUCAGCGCUUCUUUCUGGGUUUCACGGAGUCCAUCAUCCCGACUGCUUUCAUGGUCACCGUCAGUGGAUACUACACUCAGUCUGAACAAGCUUUGCGACAGACGUGGUGGUUUUCUGGAACUGGCUGGUUCACCGUUAUCGGAAGCGCAAUGAACUACGGGUUCGCGCAAAUUUCGGGUGGAAGUCUGAAGUCAUGGCAGUACAUAUAUGUGCUGGCAGGAGGUCUGACUUUUUUGUUUGGUCUUUGGUGUUUCGCAUUACCGAACUCGCCUUUGAAUGCCUGGUUUCUUACGCCCGAAGAACGCAUUGUGGCGGUAGAACGACUGCGCGCAGGACAAACCGGAGUGAGGAACCAAAACAUCAAAUGGCCCCAAAUUCGGGAGGCUGCACUUGAUGUAAAAGUGUGGCUUGUAGCCUUAAUAAUGGCUUCAGCAUAUACCGUGAAUGGUGCCGUUUCUGGUUUUGGGCCGCUCAUUGUAUCCACUUUUGGGUACACCAGUUUGCAAAGCAUCCUUUUCCAAUUUCCCCUUGGGGCAGUAUGCGCUGUUGGUAUACCACUUACCGGCUGGAUCUGCUCUAGAUACCGCAACAUGCGCAUUAAGCUAUUGGUUGCGUGUUGUCUACCAGUGAUCGCUGGGUUCGUCAUGAUCUGGAAGUCACAAUGGGGUAAUCGUCCCAUCACUCCCGUGGCUGGUUACUCCCUUAUUGGAUUUUUUGGUCCAGUUGUUGCCUUGACCGUGACUCUUGGAGCAGCGAAUGUGGCCGGAGAAACGAAAAAGAGCUUCAUGGCGUCCGCAGUUUUCGUCGCUUAUUGUGUUGGGAAUAUUGUUGGGCCUCUACUAGUAAAGAGCGAAUCCAAAGCAGAUCAUUAUCCCGAGCUCUGGACAGGGCUCAUCGUAUGCUAUUGCGUAACGAUAAUUUCAGCCUUGGUAUUGUACGUGCUGCUCCAUCGGGAGAAUCAGCGCAGAAAGCAGCUGGAGUUGGAUCAGAACGAGAAAGCGACCCUUGCUUUCAAGGACUUAACAGACAAGGAGAAUCCAUUUUUCCGCUAUGCGUUGUAA